Molecule: messenger RNA, 2964 nt
Organism: Mytilus californianus (California mussel)
Lineage: Eukaryota; Metazoa; Mollusca; Bivalvia; Mytilida; Mytilidae
Product: peroxidasin homolog pxn-2-like
Exons: 18
Coding region: 95-2374 (759 amino acids)
Biological process (GO): response to oxidative stress
Molecular function (GO): peroxidase activity; heme binding
Source: RefSeq, a predicted model, not a curated record
AUUUUUGAUAAUUCGAGUGGAACUUGACAGUAUAAAGGGACACAGCAGGUAAAGAUCUUCAGUGUUGGGCUCUUCUAGCUAAAGAGAAGACAAUAUGUUGGGUUUACGAUCAAUAUUGGUAUUCGCUGUAUUACUUAUAAUUUGUCACCAAAGUACUGCUGGAAAACACAACGACAAAUUGACGGAAAAAGAACUGGAAACCCUUGAGGAAAUUGAAGAACUAUUGGAAGAAAGAGAAAAAGAAAAUGCAUUGAAGAAGAGAGAAGAUGUCAAACUUUUGGUAAAAGAAGCCUUUGGAACAUGCAUUGAAGAAUUCAAUCGGUUCAGAGAAAGACAGAAACAGUUUAAAAUGGAGGGUCUUGAUGGAAAGCCAAAACGGAAAAGAAACAGACUGUUCAAAAGAAGUAAACGGUCCGAAGAAAUUCAGAAGAUUGGUCAUAUUUUGAAUUGUGCCAAGAAAACUUUAAUAAAGAAAACUGGAAGAAAAACAUUAAAAAAACUAAGUGAUGAUCUAGAAAUAAAAAAAUGUUGGAAAGAAACUAUCAAGGAACUCGCAGAUGGCAACAACUUAAUGAAAAGAUAUCAAUCUACAAGGUCGAAAAGGACGACACCAGACGAAUGCAACGAAAUUACAGAUGUGAAUACAUACAGAACUAUAGAUGGCAAAUGUAACAACCUGAAUAAUCCUCAUUGGGGAGCAGCAUUUGAACAACAACCUAGAUUUAUAUCUGAAGUUUACGAUAAUAGUGGUGUGGACACACCCAGAACAAGUGUAAUUCCUGGAGAAGACCUACCUAACCCAAGAGAAUUGAGUAAUGCAGUUUUUGCAAGCGCUUCAGAAACUGAUGUUGAUGAAAGUUUCAACACCCUUAUGAGUAUGAACUGGGGACAGUUUAUUGAUCAUGAUAUAGUACUCACACCACAAAUUACAGGUCAAGAUGGCGCCGAAAUAUCAUGCUGCGUAGAUGGCAAUGAUCCCGUUGAAAGGGAUGAAUGUAUGGCUAUAGCAGUGGAUGCUAACGAUGAACUUGGUAUAACAUGUAUGGAAUUCGUGCGAUCAGCUCCAGCGGCUGCCUUUGAACUUGGUGAUGGAAAGCAAGUGACCAAUGGUAUAACAUCAUUCAUAGAUGGUAGCAUGGUUUAUGGCAGUACAACAAGUCAGGUGGCAGCACUGCGAGAUGCAGGUGGCAAGUUGAAAGUUAAAGAAGCAGCCAAUGGAAAUUUGCUUCCUGAAGACUCCUCCGAGGACAGUAUUUGCUCUUUAAGCGGUGAUGAUUCAGAUGACUAUUGUCAGUUAGCUGGCGAUGUGAGAGUAAAUGUUCAGCCUGGACUUGGAUCCUUGCACUUGGUGUUUAUGAAAGAGCAUAACCGCAUAGUUGAUGAAUUAAAGACACGUCAACCCGGAUGGACAGAUGAUAAGUUGUUCAACGAAGCCAGGAAGAUUAUAGGUGCUAUUAUUCAACAUAUCACAUACAACGAAUGGUUAGAAAAUGUGUUUGUUGAUGACGUGCUAACAAAAUAUGAUCUAGGACUGUUGUCUACGGGCUUCUCCGAUGGUUACAACGAUGCAGUCGAUCCCGGAAUAACAGUUGGAUUUGCUACAGCUGCUUUGCGAUUUGGACAUAGUCAGAUACGAAGCCAGAUAGCUCAUAUGGGAGCCGAUUACAGUACACUCACAGAUGAAACAAACAUGGAAAUAACUCUGAAAAAUCCACACAUGUUGGUUGAUGAAGCUGGAUCCAAGGUAUUGGAAUUAGUCCGAUAUAUGACAACUGUUCAAGGAGCUAAAGCUGACGAGCAAUUUUCAGGUGCUAUUAGAAACAAAUUGUUUGACACGGCGUUAGAUCUAACAAGUUUAAAUAUACAACGAGGAAGAGACCAUGGUUUACCAUCUUACACAGAAUGGCGAAAAUGGUGCAAUCUUCCUGCUCCAGUUGAUAAUGACGAUUGGUCGAGCAUGAAAUAUAUAAAAGGUAGACCAAGGAGAUUGUUACAGAAAAUGUACAAGAGUGUACAUGAUAUUGAUUUAUACGUUGGUGGCAUGUUAGAACUACGUAGUACAGCAUUAAACGGCGGUGGGGAUUUUACCUACGUAGGAGAGACAUUUGCCUGUAUCCUUGGAGAACAAUUUAAAAACUUAAAAAAUGGCGACAGAUUUUGGUAUGAAAGAGCAGAACCUGAGGGUUUUAGUGAAAGCAAGCUUACGGAAAUAAGAAAAGUGACACUGGCUGGAAUUCUUUGUAAAAAUGUACAAGGUUUGUCAGAAAUACAUAAGAGAGCACUUAUUAAUCCAGCAAAUGUCAACGGUGGAAGAAAACCGUGUUCAAAUGAGAGAAAUAUCAAACAGAUGGACUUUAGGGCAUGGGAAGGAUAAGAAUUUUAUACAGGACAACACACGGACAUACGAAUCCUUAUGUAGCAUGAAUGCUUUCUCAAAGAUGAACUCUGUAGACCACUUACUUGCGAUAGCAUUUCUAUAAUAAUCCUUACUGUAAUAAUUUUUACUAUAUUAUAUUUAAUAUUUAUCUUAAAAUUUCACUUGCGAUAGCAUUUCUGUAACAAUCCUUUCUGUAAUAAUUCUUACCAAAUUGUAUUUCAUAUUUGUCUUCAAAUAAAAGUUUUUUCAUUUUGAUUUUUGAAACAAAAACAAAUAUAAUUUCUAAAUUAACCAAGAAUUGAAGCUUGUUUUCAUUUAUCUAUUAAUAUUUCAGUUGAAUUGCACGUUUGUAAAUUUCUACAUUUGGCGAUAAUCUGUUUCUUUUCGAAAUAGUUUGAUUAAAUAUGAAGAACAAUGUUACGUUUGCAUUUUAUAAAUGCUAUACAGUAUUGUACUUUUUCAUCAAUUAAUUAUGUUUUAUAUACAUUAUCUUUUGUGUCUCAUGCCUUUUUCGGUAUUCCUAUUUUUCAAUCCUGUAUUUUUAUCUUUAUGCUUUUGUAUCAAUAUUUAUAUGUUGUAGCAAUAAA